AUGUCUCUGACCAACGCCACGCCGCUCGAAGUCGCCCAGGCGGCAAGACUCGGGUCCCGGAAACUUGCAGUCUUGUCUACCGAGGAGCGCAAUGCCGCAUUGACAGCUAUCUAUGCCGCACUAGCAACUGGAAAAGAGGAGGUUCUGGCGGCCAAUGCGCAGGAUCUGGAAGCUGCGAACAAGGCCGCAGCAGGAGGCACGCUAAGUGCAAGUCUAGUCAAAAGACUGGAUCUGGGGAAGCCGGGGAAGUAUGAGGAUAUGCUGCAGGGAAUAUUGGAUGUGAAGGAUUUGGAGGACCCAAUCAACAAGACUACCGCGAAGACCCUACUAGAUGAUGACUUGGUAUUAUCAAGGAUAACAUGUCCUAUUGGCGUGCUUCUCAUCAUCUUCGAAGCUCGGCCUGAAGUCAUCGCCAACAUCUCUGCGCUUGCCAUCAAGUCCGGAAACGCAGCUAUCCUCAAAGGCGGUCGUGAGUCCAGCAACAGCUUCGCGGCCAUUGCAUCCAUCAUCUCCAAGGCUCUUUCAUCAACAGCAGUUCCAUCAGACUGUCUCCAACUAGUCCAAACGCACGAUGUCAUUGCCGACCUGCUAAAGCAAGAUACCUACAUCGAUCUAUGCAUACCCCGUGGAGGCAACAAACUAGUUCGCUACGUAAAAGAUACCACCACCAUCCCCGUUCUCGGCCACGCAGACGGAAUAUGUUCAACCUACCUCUGCGCUGACUACUCUGCCGAGAAAGCCACCAAGAUCAUCUUGGACGCAAAGGCAAGUUAUCCAGCUGGCUGCAACGCCCUGGAACAGCUUCUUGUCGAAGAAGCAGCCCUUAGCUCCACCCUGCCCACAGUUGCGGAAGCUCUGCUGCAAAAGGGAGUAUCACUUCGCUGCGAUCCCACCUCCCUGCUCGCGCUUAAGGGCAAGUUAGACCCACACUCCGCGACGCUACUUCAGGAAGCUGGGCCAGAAGACUACGACACAGAGUUCCUAGACUACAUCCUCGCCAUUAAAACAGUGACCAACGUCGACGAAGCCAUCAACCACAUCAACGCACACGGCUCUCACCACACAGAUGCUAUCCUGACUACCUCAGAAGCCACGGCAAAGACCUUCCUCGCAGCCGUCGACUCAUCCUCCGUCUACUGGAACACCAGCACACGCAUGGCCGAUGGACAGCGAUACGGCUUCGGUACUGAAGUCGGCAUCUCGACGAACAAAAUCCAUUCCAGAGGACCCGUAGGACUAGAGGGCUUAACGAUUUACAAAUGGGUCAUCGUUGGUGACGCACAAGUUAGCGCAGACUAUGGCGCUGGAGGCAAGCAGUGGAAGCAUCAACGACUACCUAUAGGUGACGAAGAAAGCAUAGCGAAGAACGACGAGGAGAGGGAGGUGUUGAGGAAGUUCAGAGCGAGUAAGGCUUAG
This is a messenger RNA of Alternaria atra, 1416 nucleotides long. RefSeq lists its product as uncharacterized. The transcript has a single exon. The coding region runs from base 1 to 1416 and encodes 471 amino acids. Gene Ontology annotation, molecular function: glutamate-5-semialdehyde dehydrogenase (NADP+) activity; NADP binding. The record is from RefSeq and is a predicted model, not a curated record. Lineage: Eukaryota; Fungi; Ascomycota; Dothideomycetes; Pleosporales; Pleosporaceae.